GCUGGGAUGGGCGGAGGAGCCUGGAGGAGGCGGGGCCUUUGUUUGUUCGAGUCUCGGCUGGCAGCAGGAACAAAGGGUCCUGUAGUAGUAGUAGUGGAUCGGUAGCGCCGUCCCCCCUCAAACGGAUGACAUUAAUAACAUAUUGGGGAUUGCGAAUUGACAGGACGGUGAAGACUCAGCUGCUGGUUCUUUACUCCCCGUCUCUCUCCGGCUCUCAUCCCUGGACUGUGUUACCUUCGGUCGGAUCUGGAGCUUCCUCCAUCCAGCCUGUGAGGCUAACUGAGAGGCUAGGUGGCUAAAACACCGAGCAAACACCGCGUUUCGGUGGACCUUUCUCUGCAGGCUGUUCGUCAAAGUCAUUCAAGCUGUACUCUCCUAAGGAGCCCCCAAACGGCGGCAGCUUUCCCCCCUUCCACCCGGGCGCUAUGCUGGACAGAGAUGUGGGGCCUACACCCAUGUACCCACCGUCAUACAUGGAGCCUGGAAUGGGGAGACCCACACCGUACGGGAACCAGACAGAUUACCGGAUAUAUGAGCUGAACAAGAGGCUACAGAACUGGACAGAGGACUGCGACAAUCUCUGGUGGGAUGCGUUCACCACAGAGUUUUUUGAGGAUGAUGCCAUGCUAACCAUCACUUUCUGUCUGGAGGAUGGACCCAAAAGAUACACAAUCGGCAGGACGUUGAUUCCCAGAUACUUCCGAAGUAUUUUCGAGGGGGGCGCCACAGAGCUGUUCUAUGUUUUGAAGCAUCCAAAGGAGUCCUUCCACAGUAACUUUGUGUCUCUGGACUGUGACCAGUGCACCAUGGUGACCCAGAACGGCAAACCCAUGUUCACACAGGUGUGCGUGGAGGGUCGCCUGUACCUAGAGUUCAUGUUUGAUGACAUGAUGAGGAUCAAGACGUGGCACUUCAGCAUCAGACAACACAGAGAGGUCUUACCGAGGAGCAUCUUGGCUAUGCAUGAUCCCCAGAUGCUGGAUCAGCUGGCUAAAAAUAUCACCAGAUGUGGGCUGUCAAACUCCACGCUCAACUACCUCCGUCUUUGUGUGAUAUUGGAGCCCAUGCAAGAGUUGAUGUCAAGACACAAGACCUACAGCUUGAGCCCCAGAGACUGCCUGAAGACCUGCCUCUUCCAAAAGUGGCAAAGAAUGGUAGCACCUCCAGCAGAGCCAGCCAGACAAGCCCCAAACAAGCGGCGGAAAAGGAAGGUGUCCGGUGGAAGCACCGUGAGCUCUGGCGGAGGCACCAAUAACAACAGCAACAGCAAAAAGAAGAGCCCAGCAAACAGCUUUUCACUCUCCAGCCAGGUACCUGACGUGAUGAUGGUGGGAGAGCCCACUCUGAUGGGAGGGGAGUUUGGUGACGAGGAUGAGCGUCUGAUCACGCGGCUGGAGAACACGCAGUUCGAUGGGGCGAAUGGCCUGGAGGAUGAGGACAGUUUCAACAGCUCGCCUGCACUGGGGGCUCACUCGCCCUGGAACAACAAGGCUCCCUCCAGUCAGGAGAGCAAGCUUGACAACUCCCAGUCAUCCCAGUAGAGUUCUAAGGGACCAGAAAGCCCCUUUUUUAAAGCUUAAAAAACAAAACUGGGACCUACCUGAGCCAACACACUAGCAAGAGGAGUCAGGGAGGAUGGCCUCGAGCUCUUGUGUUCAGUUAAUUUCUAUUUCUUUUGUUCCGUUCUGUAUUUUUUGAGACAAAAAAAGAGAAUGGUCAAAGAUAGAAAAAAAGCCAAUGGACUGAUGGAGCUGUCACAGGAAGGACAGUGUCAGCAGAAUCCCACUCGCUCCCUCACAUUGUUGCACAUGCUCAGUGGUGCUCAGCCUUGGCCCUAAGCUGCUUGGCUCUAGUCAGCCCUCUUAGAGGCGUGGUGAGACUGGCGGGGUUUGUGCAUGUGUAUUUGCCCCCCCGCCCCCCCCCCCCCUUCCCUCUUCAUCGCUCACCAUAGCGCUUGAGCCAAAAGUUGGCAUGUCCUUUAAGUCUGAGUGCUGUCAUGGCAACCAUGUCAGUGGGUUCUUGUUCCAACCUCGGGUCUCGCAGGCGUGCGUUUCUCUUGACAACGCACUUUGUUGUUUCUGUUGUGCUCAUGUCACGGGGGAGAAAUGCUUAGCUUUCAUUUAACUUAUUAUUUCUUGCAGGCUGCAGAAAUCUGUGUGCACUCUUAGUGUUAAAAAUCCAACGUUCGGUUUUUAAAAACUCAAUCAUUUGUUUUUGUAGGACCUGGUUGGAACAAAAACCUGUACAGUGCCGGAGCUUGAGGACCGGAGUUGAGAACCACUACGCUAAAUGUUACACCCACACACACACAUACAUGCACAUACACACACAUUUACAUUGACAUACACACCCAGAAGAGUGCACACUCCAACACACACUCACCUACACCCAUGACAUAAAACAUUGAGGUACUGGAGACAGGUGGUACGCAGCAUGUCUGGACCAGAGCACCAGACCCUACAGAAGUGUGUUUUCAUUUUCUAUGUUUUAGACUUGUUUUGAAUUUUUUUUAUUUUUGUAAACAAUUUCUAAAAAAUAAACAGACAAGCAAGCAAGCAAACAAAAACACCCCAGAAUAUUCUUUGCACUGUUUUCCACUGUUAACUCCAAUCUAUUUUUCUUAUGAAUUGACGGUGUAUUUCUUUCUUUUCUAUUAUUGCUAAUGUAAGAACUGUACAACAUCUGAAACCUGCAGUAUAUUAAUGUAUAAGUAUUGCUGUUAGAUCAUUCUUCUUGUGAUGGUAUAACUUUCAUGUCAGUCUGUGCUUGAUAUAAUGUCAUCCAUCUGUGUCAGACGCCACACUGUCACCAGGUGCUUUGACUUCAGAGCUAGAAUACAAGUCUGGAGAGCAAGGGUGUGUGUGUUCUGUACGACAUCUCCAAAGCAGCACACUGAAAACCUCUUCCUUCACUUAAUUCCCAUCAAGCACCUGUUUGGAUCUGUCAUCUUGUCAUUGCAGAACUGUUUGCUUUUGUCUUGAAAAUCUCUAUCUGGGGGGUCCUCUCUUUAGUGAACAUAGAUGCAGAAAACUUCUCAAAUUUGCUACUCUAAAAUAUUUUAAAAACAAGUUUUGACAGGAUUGUAAAAUAAGAAAAAAAGACUUUUGUAUUAACUUAAGUUUCCCAGAAAUGUUUUUAAUCUCAAUUAAGAAAGCUGCAGACCAAGGAGCUACAUGUAAAGACUCUUUAGAUAUUGAUUACACUGUGCUGUUUUAUGUUUUAUGAAGAAUCAUUUUGUUGGCUUUACUCCUCAUGUUUGUGUCUGUGCUUGUAUAUUUUUAGGUAGUAAUUUCUGUAAAAGUUAUUCUAUGUAUUCCUCCCUAGAACUAUGAGAAACUCAAUCUAAUGUAAAGAGAUGAAAAGCCUCUUAAAGUUUUUUUAAACGUGAUUUUUAAUGGUACAAUCACUGAUAAAAGAAUUUUGCCCUCAUGUUAGCAAACUGUAUUUAUUUUUCUAUGUACUGACAUUCUGUUUAGGUCCAACUCACCUGUACAAAACUCAUGAUUAUAUAAGGAGGAGUUUGUGGGACUGCAGACCCACAUAAUGCUUCUAGAGGUUAGUUGUGUUUUUUCACAUACAGCUUCGAGGUAUAUCCGCCCUGUUUAUUACAGUGACUCAGUGUAUGACAUUAAUGCCAUUCCCUGCCUUUGUAUGCAGCUGGGCUAACUGACAAAUUAUGAGGUCUGCUGAAAACAAUAUCCACAACUAGAGGAAGAGUUAGUCAUCCUUUUCUGUAAAGUUGCUCUAUUUUGGGAUGAGUCAUCCUUCGAUGCGUCACAAUGGCACAAAAUCUGUUGGAAUUUGAUGAAACUACAGAACCAUUAGACCACCAACAUGUUUGUUUUUAUGAAUUUGAUUGAUACAUUUCAAACCUUGAAACUGAAAAAUGCAAAGUAGAUGUUUCUUUAAUGCUGAAACAUGCUGACCACAGACAUCACAUCUUACCUUGGGGAAAGUAUCCCAUGAAUUUACAGUUUUUCUACAUGAUGCAAAAUGCAGCUUAACCUGUGAGAUUCAGCGACCUCACAGCUAUUAGACGGUAAUAAGCAGACUCCCCCAGCAGGGGUCUCUCAGAGCAACCAUACAGACCGGGUUAAUUCUGGCAGAAAUGGCAUCUGUAAAUCCACACUGAGCUGCAGGCUGUUGUGUUCAAAUCCCUUUUCAUUGUCCCCCAAACCUCUAGUCUCCUUUUUUUUGUGGUGUAUCAACUCAGCAGGCAGACGCAGAAUUGAAUCUAGGGGCAACUUUUCGACACCCUGUGUUUCCUAAGUUGACUUCAUUUAGGGAAUGAGGGUUUGUGAUAUGCGAGACAGAUGAAAUGGCAAUGCACCCAUCGCUGGCUCCUGUAGCACCUCACCAUAGGGGUGAUUUUAUAUCUAUAUUUUUUGCCAGGUUUCUGUCUGAUAAUUCAUGUAUGGUAUCAAUAAAGAUGAAUUUUCACUGAA
Molecule: messenger RNA, 4445 nt
Organism: Notolabrus celidotus (New Zealand spotty)
Lineage: Eukaryota; Metazoa; Chordata; Actinopteri; Labriformes; Labridae
Gene: ldb1a
Product: LIM domain binding 1a
Exons: 11
Coding region: 426-1541 (371 amino acids)
Biological process (GO): negative regulation of transcription by RNA polymerase II; nervous system development; positive regulation of transcription by RNA polymerase II
Cellular component (GO): transcription regulator complex; nucleus
Molecular function (GO): LIM domain binding
Source: RefSeq, a predicted model, not a curated record